Porites evermanni is the source of this 924-nucleotide messenger RNA. Lineage: Eukaryota; Metazoa; Cnidaria; Anthozoa; Scleractinia; Poritidae. The record is from the annotation of a GenBank genome assembly.
GAGCGAUACAAGCUGAACGUUUACAGUGGAGGAGGAUUUUUCAAAUCACACGUCGAUAGCCCUUCUGAUGACGAGAUGAUAGGCACGCUUGUCCUUUGCCUUCCUUCGCCCCACAAGGGAGGGGAACUGUACGUUAGCCACGAUGGUUUAGAGCACGUAUUUGACUUCUCGAAUCAUUCUGGGGACAAAAGCAAGAUUCAGUGGGCGGCAUUUUACAGUGACUGUAUUCACGAAGUCAAACCAGUUCUCGAAGGUCAUAGAGUCACAAUAACCUACAACAUCACUUUACCAAGCUCUGUGUAUCAUAAACAACGUCAUUCCCAGCAUCUUAGGUCAAAAGAUGAUCCUGAUUCUUUAGAUGAACAUUUUGAAGUGAGCGCAGAAAAUCCCUCCAUAACCACCAAGGCCCUUGCCAACGUUAACAGCGAGCUGGAAAAGAUUCGUCAACAGGGAAGAAUUUCAGCAGCUCGGAUUGGGAUUCUUUUAAAGCACAAAUACAUCUCAAAAGGGCUUCAACCACCUUUACUCAAGGGUGAAGAUAAGGUGUUGUUCGAUUUCCUGAUGGAGAAGCAGUGGAAAUGCCAGCUUAUGAGCGUGGUUUCAAGAUAUCAGACUAGAGCAAUCCAUCCUUACGGUCUAAUGGAGGAUGGAGAGCUCGACGAAAGUCACGAAAUCUACGAGUUCAAUCCCUUGCCUCCAAGUAACCCUCGAAAUCUGAGUUGGACGCCGCGGAGCACGCGCCAAGAAUUUCGUCAGUGGCGUGUCGGUAUUCCCUUCGUCGACAUUUACAGAAGAGCAGAGAAUGGUGCCGAGCAACUGGUGCGCAAUAACGAAGGACAAGGAAGUUGGAUCGGCAACGAAGUUGAAGAUGUUGGUGUGGAUAAGAUUUAUUUGGAUUCAGCAGUAAUAGUGCACCUCCGCUAA